Nycticebus coucang (slow loris) is the source of this 9710-nucleotide messenger RNA. It is a transcript of the gene GSE1, whose product is annotated as Gse1 coiled-coil protein. Lineage: Eukaryota; Metazoa; Chordata; Mammalia; Primates; Lorisidae. The transcript has 17 exons. The record is from RefSeq and is a predicted model, not a curated record. Bases 42 to 6116 code for a protein of 2024 amino acids.
CCAGGGCGCGCGGGGGCCGGGCCGGGCGGCGCGGCGCGGCCAUGAGCGGGCGGCCGGCGCCGGUCUCCCGCAAGCAGCGGCUCAUGGCAGCCGUGGGCGAGCGGGCGGCGGGCGGCGGCGGCGGCGCGCCGCUCUCGUGCUUCAUCUGCGGCGGCGGCAUCGGGCGCGGCAAGGAGCUGAAGCUGCAGGUGAAGCAGCCGGCGGCGGCGGGCGCGGGGACCCCGGCGCAACCCUUCUUCCCGUUCCUGCAGCAGCAGGAGCCGGCGCCCGGCGCGCGCGAGCUGUCUCCGGCCGACGGCUGCGUCCUGGUGUGCGCAGUGUGCCGCUGCUUCCUGGGCGAGCAGUGGGCCGCCUUCGAGCGCGCCCGCACGCCGGUGGACAAGCGCAUGUACUGGCUCAAGCGGCCUCACCAGUGCGAUGCGGGCGCGGGUGGGCGCCGCGGAGGCGCCGGGGCCCCCCGCGAGUGGAAUGUCGCCUACGCGCUGGGCAGCGCUGCGGACGACGACGACGACGCCGCGGGCGGCCCCCGGCUGCGUGGGGCCGCGGAGGAGACGCGGGACUCCGACCUGUCGGAGCUGUCGGACACCGACCCGCUGUCUGAACCCGACCCAGCUGCUCGUGACACCGCCAGCCCCCACCAGGACCGGGCACCAGCGCUGCGGGCCACCCCGGGGCCAGGUCCUCGUGGGGGCCGCUGCCAGGAGUGGAGGCCAGCGUCGGGACCUCUUCCCGGACAGGGCGCAGAGCCCCUGGCGCAGGAACGCGUGGAGGAGGAGGAGGUGCCCUCGAGGAUCCCGGUGGAUGGGGAGCCCAAGCCUGGCGUUAGGCGCCGGCGGAAGGGGGUCGGGAGGCCCUGGGCCCCUGAGGCCCGGGCCAGCGUCCUGAGGGGCAUUCAGGACCCUUGGCAAGGUCCUCCUGUCCAGGAAGCCCCUGUAGAUGGCAUGAAAGGAGGCCCCUUGGGCAGAGCCACCAAGCCUGGGGAGAGCAGGCCGCUGGUGGAGACCCUCGGAGGCUUCUGCACAUCUGAGGACAGCGACGUCAACAUCGCCAGCGGGGCAGAGGACAACAAAGAGCAGCCUGUCCCAGGCCCCUGCGGCCCCAAAGAGAAGGAGAAUGGUGGUCGGGCCCCCCGGGCACCCCCUGAGAGCCGGGUGGCUCCACCAGAGGGCCUUUGCUGCUAUAUCUGCGGGUCAGCACUGUCCCCAGCCUCGCAGCACCAGAUCCACGUGCAGAAGCAGGAGAAGCUGGCCCAGGCGCCCUUCUUCCCCUUCCUGUGGCUGCACAGCCCGCCCCCCGGGGCACAGCCCAUCAGUGAUGGCGGCAGCACCCUCGUGUGCCCCUGCUGCUUCUCCUCCCUCAUGCAGCAGUGGCAGAGCUUCGAGCUGGCCAGCGUGCCAGUCCUGCAGCGGCUCUAUGUGGUGCCCCUGAACAGCCGUGCCCCUGGCAUGGCCUCCAAGGGCAGGAGGCUCCCAAGGGAAGAGGGCCUGCCUGCCGGCGCCCUGCGAGAGGCCUGCUACCUCUGCGGGGAGGACUGCACCCAGGAUGCCCGGGCAGUGCCCUUCAGGGCCCUCAAUGGCAGUGCCCGCAGCGUCAUGCAUUUCCCCUUCCUCAGCCUCCUGCCCUGCCCGCCAAACGCCCAGGGCCCCAACAAGCGCUGUGAAGUCCGCAGCUGCCCCAAGUGCUUCAGCGUCCUGGAGGACAUCUGGGCCCUGUACCGGGCCUGCCAGAAUGAGGCGCUCAUCACCUCUGUGCAGGGUUUCUUGGGCAGGUACCACCAGGCCUUCUCCGCCUCUGACCCUGUCCUCUCUGAGUCACCCUUGGCAGCAGCCCAGGGUGGCCCCUUGUCUGUCUGCUACAUCUGCGGGGCCGAGCUUGGCUCUGGGAAGGAAUUUCAGCUCAACGUGAACCCCGCCAGCCGCUUGGGCGAGAAAGAGCCCUUCUUCCCCUUCCUCACCGUUUACCCACCGGCUCCACGAGCCAGGCCUGUGGAUGCCACUGGCCUGGUGGCCACCUGUGUGCUCUGCUACCAUGACCUGCUGGGCCAGUGGCUGCAGCAUGAGGCCCGAGGCACCCAGCACGCUGUCAGCGCCUGGUCUCGGCAAUACCAGGUGGAGACGUUCGUGUGCUUCUUCUGCCAGCAGGAGAAGAGACGCUGCUUGGGGCUGAAGUCUGUGCGGGUGGCCCGGCUGCCCUUGUUCCUCUACACCCUGCGAGCCAGCCACAGCCUGCUGGUGGACGAUGGGCAGCAGCUGAUCAUCGGCGCCUGCGUGGAGUGUGGGACUCUGGUGUGUGCGGGCCAAGGGCUCACCCGUCAGGGACCCGUGGGCUGGAGCUCCCCAGUGGCUGCAGCGACAAAGGUGACUUCUGCACCUCUGGAGGCACCAACAGCCGCCUACCUUCCCGCUCGGGAGCCUGAGCCCCAGCCGGGCGCUGCAGCAGAGACCCUGCCCAGGGGUCCCAGGGCCACUCAGGAGCCAAGGCCAGCACAGUGUCCACAGAGCAGCCGGGAUGGGGAUGGACCAGACCUCGCAAGCACAGGCAUGAGCCAUGAGCCCAAGUCCCCUUCACUAGGGAUGCUUUCCACCGCGACCAGGACCACCGCCACCGUCAACCCCCUCACCCCUUCGCCGCUCAAUGGCGCCCUGGUGCCCAGUGGCAGCCCGGCCACCAGCAGCGCAUUGUCGGCCCAGGCCGCCCCGUCCUCCAGCUUCGCCGCCGCGCUGCGCAAGCUCGCCAAGCAGGCGGAGGAGCCCAGAGGAUCUUCACUGAGCAGCGAGUCGUCCCCUGUGUCCUCUCCAGCCACCAACCACAGCUCUCCCGCUAGCACGCCCAAGCGCGUGCCCAUGGGCCCUAUCAUCGUCCCCCCUGGGGGCCACAGCGUCCCCAGCACGCCCCCCGUGGUGACCAUCGCCCCGACCAAAACUGUCAAUGGCGUCUGGAGAAGCGAGACCCGGCAGGAUGCCAGCUCGAGGGGCAGCAGCAGUGGCCGGGAGCGCCUCAUCAUGGAGCCCCCACUGCCCCAGGAGAAGACAGGGGCCCCAGCCAUCCCUUCCCAUUUGCUCAGCACCCCCUACCCCUUCGGCAUCUCCCCCGGCUCUGUUGUGCAGGAUUCCCGCUUCCCGCCGCUCAACCUCCAACGGCCUGUGCACCACAUCGUGCCCCCCAGCACGGUGACCGAGGACUACCUGAGAAGCUUCCGUCCCUACCACACCACUGAGGACCUCCGCAUGUCCUCCCUGCCUCCCCUCGGCCUGGACCCAGCCACUGCCGCCGCCUACUACCACCCCAGCUACCUGGCCCCGCACCCUUUCCCCCACCCGGCCUUCAGGAUGGAUGACUCCUACUGCCUGUCUGCCCUGAGGUCUCCGUUCUACCCCAUCCCCACCCCUGGUUCCCUGCCCCCGCUGCACCCGUCGGCGAUGCACCUGCACCUGUCUGGGGUGCGCUACCCCCCAGAGCUCUCCCACUCAUCCCUGGCAGCACUGCACUCCGAGCGCAUGUCCAGCCUCAGCGCGGAAAGGCUGCAGAUGGACGAGGAGCUGAGACGUGAGCGGGAGGCUGACCGUGAGCGGGAGAAGGAGCGCGAGCGGGAGAAGGAGCGGGAGCGGGAGAAGGAACUGGAGCGUGAGCGGGAGAAGGAGCGGGAACGGGAGCUGGAGCGCCAGCGGGAGCAGCGGGCCCGGGAGAAGGAGCUGCUGGCCACCAAGGCGCUGGAGCCUGUCUUCCUGCCAGUGGCCGAGCUGCACGGGCUGCGGGGCCACGCCACUGAGGAGCGGGGCAAGCCCUCGGAGCAACUGACCCCCACCCGAGCAGAGAAGCUGAAGGAUGCCAGCCUGCAGGCCCCCAAGCCCGCGCAGCACCCCUUACAUCCUGUGCCCACCCCGCACCACGCCGUGCCUGGCCUCGUCUCCAACCAUGGCAUCUUCUCCCUGCCGGGCAGCAGCGCAGCCACAGCCCUACUGAUCCAGCGCACCAACGAGGAGGAGAAGUGGCUGGCGCGGCAGAGGCGGCUGCGGCAGGAGAAGGAGGAUCGCCAGUCUCAGGUGUCCGAGUUCCGCCAGCAGGUGCUGGAGCAGCACCUGGACAUAGGCCGACCCCCGGCGCCGGCAGAGGUGGAGCACAGGCCUGACAGUGCCAGGCCUGGACCAAACCGUCAUGAGCCAAGCAGCCGAGACCCCCCACAGCACUUUGGUGGACCACCACCCCUGAUCUCGCCUAAGCCCCAGCACCACACCGUGCCCACAGCCCUGUGGAACCCAGUGUCUCUGAUGGAUAACAGCCUAGAGACCCGGCGGGCUGAGAGCCACCCUCUGCACAGCCACCCAGCUGCCUUUGAGCCCAGCCGCCAGGCAGCUGUGCCACUGGUGAAGGUGGAGCGGGUCUAUUGCUCAGAGAAGGCAGAGGAGGGGCCCCGGAAGCGUGAGGCCACACCCCUGGACAAGUACCAGCCACCACCCCCAAGGGAAGCAGGGAGCCUAGAGCACCAGGCCUUCCCCCCUGGGCCUGGACCCUUCCUCACUGAGCUCGAAAAGUCCACCCAGACUAUCCUAGGCCAGCAGCGGGGUCCCCUCCCGCAGGUGGCACCCUUUGGGGAGCUCAGUGGGCCCGUGAAGCCUGGCUCACCCUACCGGCCCCCAGCGCCACGCGGCCCCGACCCCACCUAUAUCUACGACGAGUUCCUGCAGCAACGGCGGAGGCUGGUCAGCAAGUUGGACCUGGAAGAGCGCAGGCGGAGAGAGGCCCAGGAGAAAGGGUACUACUACGAUCUGGAUGACUCUUAUGAUGAGAGCGACGAGGAGGAGGUCAGGGCCCACCUGCGUUGCGUGGCUGAGCAGCCACCCCUUAAACUGGACACAUCCUCUGAGAAGCUAGAGUUUUUGCAACUUUUUGGCUUGACCACCCAACAGCAGAAGGAGGAAUUGGUGGCCCAGAAGCGGAGGAAGCGGCGGCGGAUGCUGAGAGAGAGAAGCCCCUCACCUCCAGUGGUGCAGAGCAAGCGGCAGACACCGUCACCAAGACUGGCGCUGUCCACCCGCUACAGCCCAGAUGAGAUGAACAACAGCCCUAACUUCGAAGAGAAGAAGAAGUUCCUGACCAUCUUCAACCUGACCCAUAUCAGUGCUGAGAAGAGGAGAGACAAAGAGAAACUUGUUGAAAUGCUCCGUGCCAUGAAGCAGAAGGCACUGUCAGCAGCAAUGGCAGACUCCUUGACAAACUCUCCGAGGGACAGUCCUGCCGUCUCCUUGAGCGAACCAGCCACACAGCCAGCCUCUCCGGAUACAGAUAAGCCUGUUGCUACUUCCUUGUCUGAUGUCCCAAAGGCCGUGGAGUCUGGGAAACUGGAACAGCUCCGGCCCCAGGAGCCAGUCCCUGCCAGUGGUGAGAAGGCCAGGCUGAGUGAGGCCCCCGGGGGCAAGAAGAGCCUGAGCAUGCUUCAUCACGUCCGGGGCACUGCACCCAAGGACAUUCCUGUGCCGUUGUCCCACAGCGUCAACGGGAAGAGCAAACCGUGGGAGCCCUUCAUGGCGGAAGAGUUUGCACAUCAGUUCCACGAGUCGGUGUUGCAGUCCACCCAGAAGGCCCUACAGAAGCAUAAAGGGAGCGUGGCUGUGCUGUCCGCAGAGCAGAACCACAAGGUUGACACAUCCGUCCAUUACAACAUUCCUGAGCUGCAGUCCUCCAGCUGUGUCUCUCUACCCCAGCACAAUGGGCAGCAGGAGCCCCCCACAACAAGGAAGGGGUCCCCCACCCAGGAGAUGGACCAGGACUCAGAAGACGACGAUGAGGAUGAUGACGGAGAAGAGGAUGAAGAAGCCCCCCGGCGCAAGUGGCAAGGGAUUGAGGCAGUUUUCGAAGCCUACCACGAACAUAUAGAAGAGCAAAAUCUGGAGCGGCAGGUGUUGCAGACACAGUGCAGACGGCUGGAGGCCCGACACUACAGCCUCAGCCUCACGGCUGAGCAGCUCUCCCUCAGCGUGGCGGAGUUGAGGAGUCAGAAACAGAAGAUCGUCUCGGAACGGGAGCGGCUCCAGGCGGAACUGGACCACUUACGGAAGUGCCUUGCCUUGCCUGCAAUGCAUUGGCCUAGGGGCUACUUUAAGGGAUAUCCCAGGUGACGGUUUCCCUUGCACUAGGCUGAACCUAUAGUAUAGAAAUAUUAUCUAUUUUAUUACCUUGAAUAUUUAAUAUUUUUCACUGGGAGGUUUGAAGCUUAAAAACUAAGAAUGUGCCAUGCAUGAAGCAAAGGGUUCCAGGCUCCAGAAAAGAAGAACGGACUCACCUUGACUCCCCUGUGGUGGUCAGCAAGCAACCAGCGUAGGAUGCCCAUGGUUUUUCUUUCUAAAGGUGGUUUUACUCCUUCCCCCACGUCAUUACUUUUUAAUCUGAAAGUGAAAGCUCCAUCACCAACACUAAAACAUUAUCAGUUACACCCCCACCCCACCCCAUGCACAAGAUCGGGUCAGACUGGUCCUUUUCUGUCUCUUGAGCUGCCAUGUCAUUGUGCCCAACAGUGGAGUUGGCUGUGGCUGCAGUGAUGGGGUGGGGUCCAUUCCUCCCCAGGAAUGAGACUGUGCUUCUGCUGAAAAGGUUGAGUGCAUUGUAAAUAAAAGGGCUUAUUUGCUUGUUACUUUUCUGCAAAAUUUUCUUCAAAGCCACAGGUUCUAGGAGCACACAAAGCAACAACCCAAAGGCUUUUCCCUUAAAUGAGUCCACAAGGUCCCUUUUUCCUACUCCGUGGGGGAGAAUGUACAGAGCUCUGUGUAUACAACAUUCACACCCACCAGAGUGUUACUGUGGUGGGUGGUGUUUUCAUACAAACAUAAAUUUUGAGAGAAAAGUCAAAGGUGCUUCAGCCUUGUACUGUGUAUAUAUAUUAAAAAAAAAAGUUUUGUAUGUUUUUAUUACUUUAAUUAUUGUUAUAAAAAGCCUGCCAUUUUUAAUAUGUGGUUUGGGGGAUUUUUGUUUGUUUUUUCCUGUUUGGGGGUUGUGUUUGUUCUGUUUUUGUUUUUCUGGGCAAAAAAACAAACAAACUUGCUUUUAGUGUUUGUACUGCUGCUGGUCAGGACAUUAAAAUAUUGAAGUGUUUUUAAAAAUUAAAGAAGAAGAAAAGUAAAAAAGAGCUUACCAUUGGCGCCUAUGCGAUCACUUCAUUUCUAAUUUCAGCUGCACCAGAAACUGCUGUAGAAAGCCAUGGGUGACUGCUUCCCUCCCCUGCCCCCGCUCCAGCCCGUCCCCACAUUUGACACACUAAUAGCAGACAACCCGUUGGCUAUUAAGGAGGGGAUGGUCUGUGGUGGGCACAAAAUACAACCUGUGCGUGGCAAUCACAUGCACACUAAAAUACCUCGCAGGAAGUAACGACUCUGAGCAGGUGCAGAGUAGGGACUUCAGAAGAGCCCAACGUAGGGUCAGCGGUGUCUGAGCUGAACUCCUUUUCCUACUUCCUGUGACAAGCGUGGGAAUGGCCAGAACCUGGACUCACCACACGAAGGUGAAGCAAUGGGCAGGGCUGUCCUUGUCCCAGCCGCUGUUCAUUCAGGCAGUGUUUAGAUCAAGAAGGCAUUUUGCCCAAACGGGGCCUCACAGAGGCCAGCGCAGCCCAUUGCUCACUGGUCUGAUUUGGGGGUGGGUGGCAGGCCUGGCCUCGGCAGGGUGGAUGACCUACGUAGGGGCUGCUCAUUGCUGAGACCAGUGGCUGAGCCCUCAGCCUUCACUGUGCAGAACAGCUUGCUGGCAGCUGGCAUUGUGUUGCUUUAUCAGCCCCCACACAGUUUGCUUUGUAUGUCUGCCAAGAAUCUUCCAGUUAUUAGCAAACUCAGACAAAUGUGCCGCUAGUAUUAUCAGCAGUCAACAAGCACCUUCCUCGCGGCAGAAGCGACUGGAGAGCUCAGCGGCCUGCACUGCAGCCCUCCUCUGAGAGGCAGUAAGAGGGUGUGUUCCACAGGUGUUCCAAGGGAGCGAUGCAGCCAACCAUCAGGCACAACCUGACUUUCUCUGCUUAAAAUCCGCUUGCAGUUUCUAGUCUGAAAGCUUAAGAGUCACAUCUCAGUCGGUCACUCCCAGGCCACCUCCCACAACAUCCAACAUCACAGAAGAGGUCUGGAUGCUUUUGCUAAUAAGCUUUGGUCAUGGCCUUCGCUAAGUAAAAGGAAAAAGAUCCAAUAACAGUGGAAAAGAAAAGCACAGCCCGUCCCUUGCCAUCCAAGGGACUUUCCCUUGGUUCAGUUUUUUGGUAUGGGGUGAGUUCAUGGCAUGUGGGACAAACAACUUGUUACUACAGAGAGGGUGGCCCAGAGUGGGGGCUUGUCCCUGAGCCAGCAAUAACUUUCUCCCCUUCUGGGUGGAGAUCACACCUUUACCCUGCCCUUGAGCUUCUCGACCACUCUGCCUGUAGAGAUCUCUGAAUAUUCACAUGCCCAAGAAAUAAUGACAAUCAGAAUACAAGUUCUUACAGAAACUAGUAAGGCAGUGUGAACAAGAAAAAGGUAAGAAAAAAAUCUCUCAAACAGAAAUGCACCAAGGCGUAGUACUCAGCAAUGGUUUUCCCAUCCAACAAUUAGUUUUAUAUCAUCUGAAAACACUUAUUUUCCUACAAUUCUGAAAAGACACCAUAGCAUCUAAAUCUGUUUUCACACAGUUGGGCUUCACAAAAAUUAGAUACAUGCCGUCUGAGCAUUCUGUUCAGCUUUCACGGGUUUGAAAGCAAGUCGAGGGGCACGUCAGCUGUGUGUCAGGGUUUGUGUGAAGUCCUUGGUCCGCUCAACUAGGAGUCUUCCUGUGCUACCCGGAAAGCACAGCUGCCAUCUGUCCUCUGCAGAGGAAUUCACUACCCUUUCAAGGGAUACUCCCAACACUAUAUCUGGUUCCACAUUUAAUCAGAUCUUUGAAACACGUUUUUCUUUGUCUCAUACGAUCAGAGCCAAAAUGAUGUGAUAAAAUAUGCUCCAAAUAUUUUUAUGUCUCCAAACACAGUGACCAAGGUAGGAUUUAACAUCUCAGUCUACUUUUAUAGGAAUCAAAACACCCGACUGACAUCAACAUUCUAAUAGAUUGUUCCCUAAGGACAUUCAGAGCAUUGUAUGUAAAAGCAGCCCACACCUUCAGUAGCACAGAAUUAUAACACAAAAAAUCGUAAGCCUGUGGCAGAAUGGUAUUUUCCUGAAAUAGCUCAGAAUACUGCCAAAUCUCAGUAAAGCUGAACUGUAAACCCCUUUCCCUCUGAGCUGCACAUUAAUUAAACUGUAGGAAAUGUCAGGGAUCGCCACAAGGUGGAGAUGGCCAGCACAAGCCUGUUGGUUACUCUUUCCAGUGUCUUAGCUACUUGGCAGCAUUCUCUAUACUCUCCAGUAUCCGAGCUGUUGACGUUCUUACUACUUGCAGUAGCCUGUCCCAACUUUUUGAUCCAAUGCUUAACUUAAGAAAACUCCUUAACUCUGCCUUGACCUGAGGAAGACCAUGCUAAUUGGUUGUUUUGCUGUGUGUACCAUGUGCUUAAUCGCUAGAAGAGUAACCCAUACACGGGUGGAGGGAGGAACACCGGUGCCUCGGUCACUGGGGGCAGUCUAGAUGCUGUGAAAUUAAACCUGUUCUAAGUGUACUUGUUUGAAUUAAUUGUAUUGUAUUAUUAUUUGUUGAAUGUAGUAAUUAGGUAUUUAUGAAUAUAUUGCUGUAAUUUCUGACAACAUCCAAAAAAUAAAAUCUUCCUAAAU